Didymodactylos carnosus is the source of this 576-nucleotide messenger RNA. The record is from the annotation of a GenBank genome assembly. Lineage: Eukaryota; Metazoa; Rotifera; Eurotatoria; Philodinida; Philodinidae.
AUGUGUCUACAAAGUGUGGAGGUAACAGAUUAUACAACAUUUUUUGCAAGCGAUGCUCGAACGUAUAGUGGUAAAAUUCGUGGAUAUUUUUCGAGUAUUUGGAAUGUAGUUGAUACUUUGGCAAUUACAUUAUUUUUUAUUGCAUUUACAUUACGUCUAUUACCUGUUGAAAAAUGUUUUUGUGUGGCUAGAAUUAUUUUUGCACUCGAUUUAAGUAUUUGGUAUAUGAGAACAUUGGAUAUCUUUUUCGCUGUGCAAAAAUUAGGUCCAAAAUUAGUUAUGAUUGCGGAAAUGAUUCAUGAUUUAAAAUUUUUUGUUUUCAUGUUAACCGUAUUCAUGUUUUCAUUUGGUGUAUCGGCUUAUGCUCUCAUUCACGGCGUCGAACCAUUUUCAUGGCACUUACCACGAAAAAUAUUUAACAUUGCUUAUUGGGAAAUAUUUGGUGAAGUAACCGUUUUAGAUAUGGUUGAAGACAGUUAUGGACCAGCAGGUUAUCUGACGUACUUUCUCUUGGUUUGCUAUAUGGCGGUUGCUGCCACAUUAUUAGUUAAUUUAUUGAUUGCAAUGUUCAGGUAA